Molecule: messenger RNA, 951 nt
Organism: Trypanosoma theileri
Lineage: Eukaryota; Euglenozoa; Kinetoplastea; Trypanosomatida; Trypanosomatidae
Exons: 1
Coding region: 1-951 (316 amino acids)
Source: RefSeq, a predicted model, not a curated record
AUGACAUCAUACUCUACUGAUCACAUGUAUACACAAGGUGAGGCGACUUUAACUCAAGAGCCACCGCCACCACGUUAUGUACUGCAAGUAAGUACGGGUAAAUGGCAUAGGAAAUCGGCAUCAUCAAAGGUUUUCAAAAAAGCUGAAGGUGAAAAUAUGCAGAAUUCACUUGACUACUUUCUCCGAAAAGCCAUGUAUACAUCCGUUUCAACAACAUGUGACAAUAAUAAGACCGAUUCCUCACCAGAAGAUGUAAUUAAGGAAAUUGAUCAAUUUGAGGUAAGACACUGUGGGGAACCAUUACACCGCCAUUCCUUUCCUUCAGCUCUGACAGAGGUUAAUCCUAUAGUUGGACUCUUGUGCGGUAUACCUUUGUAUGAAAUUCAUGACGCCCUUCUGCAAAAAAAGGCAUCUGAAUUGCAAAGACAACAACAACAACAAAACUAUUGUUGCCAUAGUGAGCCAUUGCGGUUAACUCUUGAUGAACUAUAUGAUACCUGUGUGCAACUUGUAUCUACUAUGGUAAGCUACGAAUAUCUUCAGCGAAUGUUCUCUACCCUUCCUACUUAUAGUCAAGACAAUUCUGUAUUACUAUCAGCUUUUUUUUCUUUUCUGGUCGAACGCUCUUUUCACCCGAGACUUAAUCAUAACGUUCAUGCUAUUUUUAAGGCUUUCGAUCCAGAAAAAACAGGUGUAAUAUCUGUAGCUGUGUUAUCUCCUCCAGUUUUUCUUGCUUGGGCAGAACUGAAUCUUUUCGGAACAUUACGAGGUGAUUGGGAAAAAAUGGCGGCUGCGCUCGAGAAGGCGAAUGGUGUGGACCUUAGCAUUGUUGACGGCAAUCAUUUACUCACCCCAGAGGCGACCCGUGCUGUUUUCUGUGCAUCUGAUCUCUUAUACAAGGCGAUUGAGAGUGUUGAAAUGGAUGUUGUACAAACCAAGACAUCUUUUUAG